This is a messenger RNA of Lactuca virosa, 315 nucleotides long. Lineage: Eukaryota; Viridiplantae; Streptophyta; Magnoliopsida; Asterales; Asteraceae. The record is from the annotation of a GenBank genome assembly.
AUGAAUGAGGGGAGAUGUGAGAGAACCGAUGGAAAAAAGGUAGAGGAGAAGCUCAUGAGUAGUUGUAGUAGGUGGAGUAACGUAGAGGGGAAGCGGAGUCGGGACACAGUCGCCGGUGCCGAUGAGUCUCAAUGGUCAGUGAUGAGAGGUGAGCUUGUGGUCGCCAACGAGAAUCCUGCAUAUGAAGGUGCUGAAGAAGGUAGAUGGCAGAGGAAGGCAGUGAAUAAGAUGCGAUGUUGGCGGAGGAUCGACGAUGGCAGAGGGUCGACGACCAGGAAAGAGCACAUAGUGGUGGCCGGAGUGCGAGGGGAGUAG